This is a messenger RNA of Sinocyclocheilus anshuiensis, 2871 nucleotides long. Its product is annotated as rab11 family-interacting protein 4B-like. Bases 363 to 1820 code for a protein of 485 amino acids. Gene Ontology annotation, cellular component: endocytic vesicle; cleavage furrow; midbody. The transcript has 12 exons. NCBI's taxonomy places the organism in Eukaryota, Metazoa, Chordata, Actinopteri, Cypriniformes, Cyprinidae. Gene Ontology annotation, biological process: regulation of cytokinesis; endocytic recycling. The record is from RefSeq and is a predicted model, not a curated record.
GCUGGAAACCAGCAACUGCUGUCAGAGCUUCUGUAAGUGUGUAGAGGGAGGAUGUGUGUGGUCAAGCAAGCCUGAAUCAUGUAGUGUUUGCACAAGUUUCAGAAACUGUUAGAUUCAUUCAAGAAGUAAGCAUAUGAAAAUAGUCAGCAUAAGGAUUCUCUCUAUUUUCCUUGGCUGUGGAUUACGGUAGUUAAGGACUUUUGAACAGAAGCUUACCAGUGGAUGAGGCCUCACCUGUUUGGAUUUGAGUUGGAUGACUACAGUGGAUAGUAGAAGAAGUGGACUGUGAGGAGUGGAAGAGAUCAUGGUCACUCGGCUGUGAGAGACAGAUACAGUGAGGACAGGUCGGGCUACUAGUUAAAAUGUCCAUCCAGGAGUGCCCAGAGAGUCCAAUGCUUGAGGAUGAGGAGGGUGAGGAAGGCAGAGGGGUGGAGAGAGAGUCGGACAGAGACAGUGCAGUAAACAGCACUCUGUCGUCAGAGAUAUCGGAUGGAGGGAGAACUGGAGAAAAAGAGGAAGGGAUUGGGCUUUGCCUCCCAGGUGAAAAGUGUGGUCAGAUGUAUAAUCGCUCGGAGACUUCUGAUCAUUCUACACGUUCAUCUGCCUCAGUAAAUGAGGAGCAAUUUGAGGACUAUGGUGAAGGAGAGGAUGGAGAUUACAAUCCCAGCAGCCCCUGUCCAGAUGAUGAGAUCCGCAUUAAUGGAUGUUCAGAUCUGGGCUCUUCUGUUUCCUCCAGUGCUGGUCAGACUCCUCGGAAGAUGCGCCAUGCUGGUGACCAGAUGGAUGUGUUUUGCUCUCAGUGUUGUAAGCGGGUCAGUCUGCUCAAAGACCUGGAGAACAGGCUCAAAAACCUCAAAACCAACAGCCCAAACAGAAAGAUCUCCAGCACUGCAUUUGGAAGGUUAAUAUUUGCAUAUAUUCUAACUUUGUUACAGGUGAGUUACUUGGACAAGAAAGUGACAGAGCUCGAAAAUGAGAUUCUGAUGAACGGGGAUGUGAAGUCGAAGCUGAAACAGGAAAACAUACAGUUGGUUCACAGGAUUCACGAGUUGGAGGAGCAGCUAAAAGACCAGGAGACCAGAGCGGAGAACAUGAUGGAAGAGGAGCUCAGGAGACACAGAGAGGCCUACAGCCGACUGGAGAAAGACAAAAACACACAGAUAGAGCUGCUCACAAAUAGAGUACACCAGCUAGAGGAGGAAAAUGGAGAGAUGGCAAUAAGCAUGAUCAGACUGAAAGCCCAGACAGAGAAACUGGAUGACGAGAGACAGCGUAUGACAGAUAAGCUAGAGGAUACAAGCUUGCGGUUGAAGGAUGAGAUGGAUCUGUACAAGAAGAUGAUGGACAAGCUACGACAGAACAGAAAUGAGUUUCAGAGGGAAAGAAAUACUAUGCAGGAGCUAAUUGAGGACCUUCGGCGAGAACUGGAGCACCUCCAAAUAUACAAGCUGGAGGCAGAAAGAAUGGGGAGUGGCCGCAGAUCUCCCAUUAGCCUAUCAGAAUACAGCACUCGAACACGUGAGAGUGAGUUGGAACAGGAGGUCAAGAGACUAAAACAGGAGAACCAGAAACUGAGGGAACAGAAUGAAGAUCUAAAUGGUCAGCUUCUCAGUCUGAGCCUCCAUGAGGCCAAAAACCUGUUUGCCACACAGACAAAAGCGCAGUCUCUGGCCAUGGAGAUUGAUCAUGCCUCCCGUGACCAGUUGAUGGAAGCCCUCAAGGAACAAGAGGAGAUAAACUUCCGACUCAGGCAAUACAUGGACAAGAUAAUUUUAUCUAUUCUGGACCACAACCCGUCUAUUCUGGAAAUCAAAAACUAAAAGCCUGUCAUAAGCUGUUUAGAAUCUUAGAACAGUGGAUCUAGAGCUCCCCCUGAGGUAGCACUGAACCUCAAAUGACUUGUGCCUCUGAAUGCACAAUAACUACAAUGUGCUGGUGUUUUGUGCACCUUUCUCUUGCUACAAAAAUGUAAAAUAUACUGGUGAAAUAUUUCAUGCACUUUUAUAGGGAUUUGUGCUGCUCUGUACAACACAAGGGAGUUUUUCACUGGAAUGUCAUUAUGGUUACUGAAUUGCACCAACUAAUAUGUGAAUAUAUCACACUGGAUGCUCACAGAGUGUAUUUGUAUUAUAUGGAUGGUGUAUAUUUGCUGAGUUUGCACUGGGGAUGUGAUGAGAAAGGCUGAAUGAUAAAAAAGAGAAAUAUUUACCUAUUUGAUGGCCAUCGAAGACUGUCCCAUUCAAAGUUGCUGAGUAUGAGGAAAGAGACUUUUGUGGGUAUACUUGUAAUGAUUUUGGUGAGCGAGUUUUUGACUGUCUUCCUAUUAUAAAUGGCAAGUGAGGGAAAAUUGUAAGGAGAGACAAAUUAGAAGAAUAGAGGAGAGGUAAUUGAAACUCAAACUGGAACUUGAUAACACUGCCUGUUGUAAAAGAAAUCCAUUUUAGAGCAGGGCAAUGCUCUAGUCUGUGUUUGCAAUGUAACGGUGAGAUGUUUAUUCUGACAUUACAUGCAGUAUGUGUGCUUCAAAAGGAAGUGAAAAUUCAAGAGGCUGAAUGUAAAAUGUCAUUGUGAAUGUACCAAACAAGUAGUAUUUCAGGUUAUUUAUGGGCUUUAGCAUAAUAGUUUAAGACCUGUAUUUUCAUCAGCUGAAUUAUGUUCUUAAUAGCCUUAAAGGGACUUGCACUUGUUCUUCCAAACUAAAAUAAUAUUAUUAAUUUCAAAUGCACGAUUCUCACAAUUGUCUAUAAUGUGAUUUAAAUACAACUUACAUCAGAUAAUUCAGGUCUAAAACACAAAAAACUAUGGCAUUUGUGUUCCUAUCGCAGGAAGGUUUCAUAUUUUGAAUGUCAGACACUUUUAAAAUGGUAAUUU